Molecule: messenger RNA, 6417 nt
Organism: Lagopus muta (rock ptarmigan)
Lineage: Eukaryota; Metazoa; Chordata; Aves; Galliformes; Phasianidae
Gene: FARP1
Product: FERM, ARH/RhoGEF and pleckstrin domain protein 1
Exons: 27
Coding region: 331-3486 (1051 amino acids)
Cellular component (GO): cytoskeleton
Molecular function (GO): cytoskeletal protein binding; guanyl-nucleotide exchange factor activity
Source: RefSeq, a predicted model, not a curated record
CCCUCCGGGAGGGGGCAGGGUUAGGGGAGGCGCGGUCGCGCUGCCCGGCGUCCAGUUCCCGCUUCCCCGAUCCGCGGGCGGCAGCCGCCUCGCUCCUCCGCGCCCGGCCGGGUGGACUCCCCGCGCUGGAAGCCGGACAUGGCGACCCUGCUCCCUCCAGCCCCCCGCCGCCCUCCUUCACUCGCCGCCUUCUCCUCCUCCUCCUCCCCGCGGAGCUUUUAAUGGCUCGGACCUCCGGCGGCCGAGCGCCACUGCCCCUGCAACAGCCGCAGCGAGGAGAGCCGGCAGCCCCAACCCUGCGCACGAUAUAAGAAACAUUUCUAUCUAAACAUGGGUGAAACAGAGCAGAGGCCAACAGCAGGAUCCCGGUUAGGAGCUCAGGAGAACGCUGGGAUCAGUACCUUGGAGCAUGGACAGAAACCACCUCUGACACCUCCAGGAAAACUCAUCUCCAUCAAAAUUCAGAUGCUGGAUGACACGCAAGAAACUUUUGAAGUUCCGCAAAGAGCUCCAGGGAAAGUUUUGCAUGACGCCGUUUGCAACCACCUGAACCUUGUUGAAGGUGACUAUUUUGGCCUUGAGUUUCCAGACCAUAAAAAGAUGAUGGUGUGGCUUGAUCUUUUGAAGCCUGUUAUGAAACAGAUUAGAAGACCGAAGCACGUUGUUGUAAAAUUUGUGGUAAAAUUCUUCCCACCUGACCAUGCUCAGCUGCAGGAGGAACUGACAAGGUACCUAUUUGCAUUGCAAGUGAAGCAGGACCUGGCACAGGGAAGGCUAACGUGUAAUGAUACCAGCACUGCCCUUUUAAUCUCACACAUAGUACAGUCUGAGAUUGGGGAUUUUGAUGAAACCAUAGACCGUGAACACUUAGCGAAGAACAAGUAUAUACCUCAGCAAGAAGCACUAGAAGACAAAAUCAUGGAAUUUCACCGUAAUCACAUGGGACAGACACCAGCAGAAUCUGAUUUCCAACUUUUGGAAAUUGCCCGUCGGCUGGAGAUGUAUGGAAUCCGCUUGCAUCCAGCCAAGGACAGGGAAGGGACAAAAAUCAACCUGGCUGUUGCCAACACAGGCAUUCUGGUGUUUCAGGGCCACACCAAGAUCAAUGCCUUCAAUUGGGCUAAGGUUCGAAAGCUGAGCUUCAAGAGGAAACGUUUUCUUAUCAAACUACGGCCUGAUGUGAAUAGUUCAUUCCAGGACACCCUGGAAUUCCUUAUGGCCAGUCGAGAUUUUUGCAAAUCGUUCUGGAAGAUCUGUGUGGAGCAUCAUGCCUUUUUCAGGCUGUUUGAGGAACCUAAACCAAAGCCCAAACCUGUUCUUUUUUCUAGAGGUUCAUCAUUUAGGUUCAGUGGCCGGACUCAGAAGCAAGUUCUUGACUAUGUUAAAGAAGGAGGGCACAAAAAAGUACAGUUUGAAAGGAAACACAGCAAGAUUCGUUCCAUCAGGAGUCUGACAGUACAGCCUUCAGAACAGCAUACAGAGGUGCCAAAACAAAGCUCCAGCUUUGCCUAUGGAGAUGACAAUGAUGCUGCAGCAGUGCAGAGCUGCCAGCAAGGAAAGGAAUUGAAAGCGUCAGUGGAAGACACUGGACAGCACAAGAGCCCUUCAUUAAAGAAGAGCCCAAAAGAAGGCAGAAAGGUGGAUGGAGCAGUGGUGUCAGCAGUGGAGGAGGAAGAGGAGGCUGCUACAGACAGGAUGCAGCAGAACAGACCUCAGUCACAGCAACCAAGCACAGCAGGUUCUCUGACUGGCAGCCCUCAUCUGUCAGAGCUUUCCAUCAAUUCCCAAGGAGGACCAUCGGUGGCAAACAUGUCAUUAUCUCCAAACUUGAGCCCUGAUGCCAAGCAGUCAUCUCCCUUGAUAAGCCCUUUGCUGAAUGACCCAUCAUGCAUCAGGACUGAGGAAGAGGAAGAGGUCAAAAAAAAGAGAUUCCCAACUGAGAAGGCUUACUUCAUUGCUAAAGAGGUAGCAACCACGGAACGAACGUACCUGAAGGACCUUGAAGUCAUCACAUCGUGGUUUCAGAGUGCAGUGAGUAAAGAGGAUUGCAUGCCCGAGACUCUGAAAAAUCUCAUAUUCUCCAACUUUGAACCUUUGCACAAAUUUCACACUGGCUUUCUCAAGGAAAUUGAGCAGAGACUUGCUCUGUGGGAAGGCCGCUCUAAUGCCCACAUUAAAGGAGGUCACCAAAGAAUCGGGGAUGUUAUGCUAAAGAACAUUCAGAGUAUGAAGCAACUGACAGUUCACCUGUGGAAGCACGAUGAGAUUUUAACUGAGCUGGAGAAUGGAAUCAAGAACUCUCGCAAGCUGGAGACCUUUUGCAGGGACUUUGAGCUACAGAAAGUUUGCUACUUACCUCUCAAUACCUUCCUGCUCAGACCUUUACACAGACUUAUGCACUACAAGCAGAUAAUGGAGAGGCUUUGCAAACAUUACCCACCAAACCACACAGAUUUCAGGGAUUCAAGAGCUGCUUUGGCUGAGAUUACCGAAAUGGUGGCACAGCUCCAUGGCAAUAUGAUAAAGAUGGAGAACUUCCAGAAGCUGCAUGAACUCAAGAAAGACUUGAUAGGCAUUGACAAUCUGGUGAUCCCAGGAAGGGAGUUCAUUAGACUGGGCAGUCUUAGUAAGUUGUCUGGAAAAGGUUUACAGCAACGCAUGUUUUUCCUGUUUAAUGAUAUUUUAUUGUACACAAGUAGAGGCUUGACAGCAUCAAAUCAAUUUAAAGUCCAUGGGCAUCUGCCACUGUAUGGCAUGACAAUUGAAGACAGUGAAGAGGAAUGGGGGGUUCCUCAUUGUCUAACAUUGCGAGGUCAGCAGCAGUCCAUAAUCAUUGCGGCAAGUACCCGCGCUGAAAUGGACAAAUGGAUUGAGGACAUUCAGAUGGCAAUAGACCUGGCAGAGAAAAGCAGCGACCCUGCCCCCGAGCUGCUGGCCAGCAGCCCCCCUGACAACAAUGCUUUCUCCCUGCAUUUCAUAGAGUCUCCUGAUGAAACUACUGUAGACCAGGAAUCUGAGGACGACCUCAGUGCAUCCCGCACCUCACUCGAGCGUCAGUCACCACACCGUGGCAACACUACGGUGCACGUCUGCUGGCACAGAAAUACCAGCGUUUCAAUGAUCGACUUUAGUAUUGCUGUGGAGAAUCAGCUGUCUGGAAACCUCCUGAGGAAAUUCAAGAACAGCAACGGGUGGCAGAAGCUUUGGGUUGUGUUCACCAACUUCUGCAUGUUCUUCUAUAAAUCGCACCAGGACAAUCAUCCCUUAGCCAGCCUCCCUCUGUUGGGAUAUUCUCUCACCAUUCCUUCCGAAUCUGAAAACAUUCACAAAGAUUAUGUCUUCAAGCUGCAUUUCAAAUCCCACGUGUACUACUUCAGGGCUGAAAGCGAAUACACAUUCGAAAGAUGGAUGGAGGUGAUCCGAAGUGCCACCAGCUCGGCCCUGCGCACACGCGCCCUGAGCCACCGGGAGCCCCACACCUACUGAAUGCCACAGCAGCUGCCAGUUUUCUACAGGACAUUGGAAACUUUUCCCCCCUGGAGCUUAGUAAAACUGAAAUUUGGUAAAAGGAAGGAGAAAAACCAACCAGGAAGGUUCUGCAGAAACAUCCGCAAUUCCUCAGCAAAACUGUUUCAGUUUUCCAUAUGUUGAAAAUAGCUUACACCAUCCCCGUGGCUGCGGUUUGUUCAUGUCUUGUAUUUUGUCAUUCUGUGCUGUUUUUAGCUUGUGCCAGUAUUAAAAUAUUGUCCUUAUUAGAGUGCCAAAUGCCAAAAGACAUUUUGUUGCCUCAGAGAUUGCACCUAAAAAAACCGACUCCACAAUCUGAAAACUUUCUCUUGUGAGGCAAAUACUAUUUCUUCUCUUUACAUAAAAAAUAUAUUAUUUUUUUUUACCAUGUUAACCUGUAGACUGCUGGAGUUUUAAAUGUAGAUGGACUUUCACAGUACAGACUCUAAUUCUACACACCAUGAGCAGUCUAGCAGGAACAAAGUAAUUUUCAGAUUUUUUUUCCUCCAGUCUUUCUAAAUGUACUCAACAAGGAAUUACUAAUUUUCUAUCUUUAACAAAGAAACAGUUUACAGCUCACUCUCAUUUCCCAUUGAGGUUACAGAUCCACGUGGUAUAAACAAGUUACAGGAUUCCCAUCGAACCAUUUUCUCAGUGCAAGUUGACCAAAUUGAUCAUGUUGGCUUGGGAAAGUGAAUGCUACUUGCAAGAUGAAACAAAAUUAAAAUAAUCCAGUGCAAUAUUGUUUGGGCUGUUAAUGUACUGUGAAUGGUUAUGUACAAGAAGAAAUUAAAGGCUGUGGUGACGUUCUGCUGUUUGUUUUACAAACUUGAAAAAAAAUAAUCCAACCUGUAUGCUCCAAGAACCACAGCUUUGUGUAAUUGAUUUGCGGGGUGUUCUGGUAACACGUGGACUAAAGCACUGCGUGUGGGGCAGCUGCUGAGCCCUGGGCUUGUUUUGCUGCUGGAGUUUCAGCAUCAGAAAUGCCCGUUUUGUAUAUCUGGCCCUAACAUCACCUAGCACCGUUCUUGGGUGAGCUGUUGGCCCAUUCAGAAGGGUGUCAGCACAAAGCCUGCUCUGAUGAGAUGCUUUUCCUUAUGCUUUAAGAAACGCUUCACCGUGAAAUCAGUAUCAAAUAUCCAUUAGCAGAACAGCAUGCUGGAAACCCAUCUGUCACCACUCAGGGCCUUUGGGGAAACCCAGUGCUAGGCAGAGGGGCCUGAAUGUCAGCGUGGGAGAUGAAGCUGGGACAGCGCUGCCCCCAACUUUUCUUCUUCUGGCUAUUCACUGUGUUAAUGCUUACCUAUAUGCGAUGUAUAAAAUGGCUUACAGCUUUGCUCACAACAAAAGGGAAUAAAAUACCUCACAAUACUAUCAUACAUCUUGCUGUUUCAAGACAGUAGAGCCUUCUUUCUGUUCCCUCACCCCAAUGAAUACUUUAGCAAAAUCAGAGCUCCAGGUGAGGAGCAGGAUGGAUAUGUGUAUGCGUAUAAUUUCAAGGAACAGGCUGCAUUCUUGUGGCCAACUCUGUGCCAGUCUGACACAGGGAAAUGAGCAUUCCAGCAGUUUUGUAGACUUGUAGAAUCCUUAAGUUUGGAAAAGACCGCUAGGAUCAUCCAGUCCAGCUCAUCACCACCAUGCCCACUAACCAUGUCCCUCAGUGCCACAUCUACACAUUUACUGCACACCUCCAGGGACGGUGACUCCAUUACCUCCCUGGGCAGCCUGUGCCAGUGCCUCACCAGUUUCUGAGAAGGAACAUCCAGUAAUAUCCUAAUGUUCGACCUGAACCUCCCAUGGUGCAACUUGAGGUCGUUCCCUCUUGUCCUAUUAAUAGUGAGGCGAGAGAAGAGGCCAACCCCCACCUUGCCACCACCAUCUCCUUUCAGCUCAUUGUAGAGGUCUCCCCUGAGCCUCCUCUUCUCCAGACUAAACAACCUCAAUUCUCUCAGCCACUCCUCAUAAGGCUUGUGCUCCAGUGCCCUCACGGCUUCAUUGCCCUUCUCUGAACACAUUGCAGGGCCUUGAUGUUUUUCUUCUAGUGAGGGACCCAAAACUGAAACGCAGUACUUGAGGUGGGGCCUCACCAGAAGUUCAUGUAUGUAUCUGGUAACUGGCUGCAGUUGCUCUUUUCUUUAAAUAUUUUCCUUAAAGCUUCUCUCCCUGUAGCUCAGAUCUGCUAUAAUAAGCCAUAGAAUUAUAUCAUAGAAUGGCUUGGGCUGGAAGGGACCAUAAAAUCCACCCAGUGCCAAUCCUCUGCUAUGGGCAGGGCUGCCCACCCACUGCUCAGGCUGCCCAGGGCCCCAUCCAACCUGGCUUUGUUACACCUCCAGGGAUGGCCAGGGUGCUAAGCACCUCCAUUGGUUUUAAGGGAGACAAAAUAAAUAGGAUAACUGCUGGCUACUGAAUAUACUUUAAGACUUAAAAGACAUUUGUCUGAAAUGAGCUAGGGGAAAAAAUAGAGAAUAUAGAAGUACUGCAGAAGACUCUGCUUCACACCACUGAAAUUUCAGAUGCCAAUGACUGCUGUGUCCCUGUGUCUGUCCUUUACAACUGUUGGCGUUCAUAACAUCUUUUUUACUAUUUUUUUUAAAUUAUUUUUAAUGCAAAUUCUGUGGAGGACCAUGCACUAAUUUGAGAUAAAGGGAAUUUUGGUUUAGAUUACGGAGGCUUGUCAGAUACUGUCUUCAUCAAUGCUAUCCUCCAGAGGAGCUUCCUAAGAAGGAAGUCAGAUAACAACUUUUCCAGGCUGUUGGUUUUUUUUUUAAUGUAAUCAGUCAAACAUAUAUUUAUGUAUUUAUUUAGAUGGGAGUACCUACAUUUGUCAUCAUUUUUCCAGUUUCUUAUUCCUAAGGUUAACCCAAAAGUGAAAUAACCAUAAAAGAAUAAAAGCAGUUAUCUGGACAGUCA